Messenger RNA from Cylindrotheca closterium, 1044 nucleotides. The record is from the annotation of a GenBank genome assembly. Lineage: Eukaryota; Bacillariophyta; Bacillariophyceae; Bacillariales; Bacillariaceae.
AUGAAAACAAGAUUAUUGCAAGCAAAGAUAUUGGGAAGUCUUUUACAUUUCUCAAGAUUCAACCACCUUGUAUCAUGCUUCAGCAGUCGACAUUUCAACCAUAAUAUUGUUCUUCAUCGUCGAUCUGCAACUGGCACGUCUAUUUUUGUGAAAGCAGAUCAAGAUAGCUUUGAAGUAGAAGAGCAGAUCGGGAAUGGGUUUAUUUCAGAGAUCUUUCAAGUAUUCAUUGAGGAUACAGAUGCGUAUGGGAUCAUGUACAACGGGAACUACCUAAAGUUCUAUGACAGAGCUUUGUAUUCAUCUCCUGAAGCACACUCUGUGCUAUCCCCCAGGAAGGAAUGGUCAAUAAUAUCCUUGGAGGACCAAAAAUUCAUAGGCUCUCCUUCACUAGGUUCUCAAUUUGUCAUUCAAGGGACACUGAAGCAAGCCCCAUCGGAUGAUGCAUCCACCUGGGACUUGAAAAUGACAAGUCCUGAUGGCUCGCAAACGUUCAACAGUGUUUCCAACUUGAGUGUGGCGACACCGGCCGAAUCGACCGGCACAAGUUAUUUCAAUUUCGUUCAGCUGCAAGAAGUACCGGCCUUUGAAAUCAAGGGGACCAAAGGAGCGACGAAUUCUUUCAUAAUUUUCCGUGACGAACUCGACACCCAGUUGAUGUCGCAGUUGCCUCUCAGAAUUGUAUUGAAUUUGUUUGAGCGUGCACGAAGCAAUCUACUUGGAGGUCCAGACGAGCUAAAACGUUUAAAGGAGGACCAUGAUAUUGUCGUGGUUGUAACAAAGAUUAGUGACUGCUCGCUGGUUGAUGAGGGAUACAUCUUGUCUCCAGGACAUACAGUUCAGGUCGAUACGCAAAGUGUCAUCAAGCGAAAGGGCAUGAUUAUAGACUGUUUUCAGACGCUCAAAAGUAGCUGCGGAAAGCGCCUGGCACAGGGGAAAAUCACACUAAUGAUGAUCAGCAAGACUACUGAACGACCAACCUCUAAAUUACCUGAAUGGGUGAUGGAGAAGCUCACCGGUGAAACGAUAUCGCAACAAACUAGUUAA